GCUUUCUGAUUUAUGCUUCUCGUAUCCAAACGCGCUAAUUGUAUGUGAGGCAAAAUGAUUUGCUUCUGAUAUCCUAACAGAGUAUCCAUUUUUUACUCAACCCAAUUUUCAAGAGCACUUAGCUGGUGAGUCUCUGAAUAAGUACCCGAGUGAAAUAGGUUAACAAAAGAAGAAGAAACCCAAAAUCUUUUCCCCCUUCCUUCCUGUGAAAAUAAAAUUCAUCCCAUAUCCAAGGCGAAUUGACCCAUCUCUCUUUUAAUUGAUCAUUUUCUGGAGAUCAUAUUCAAGGUUUUAGUGAAGGAGUGGUUGCAGAUAGAUAGAAGAACUUAUCAAACUUCAUUGACGAAUACAUGUCCGAUCCAAAUGAUGAGAACCCGUCUCAUACUCAGUUAUCAUCUCAAUUUUUUGGGGACCUACUUGAUUCCAUAAUAGUAGAUAUUGCAUCUGAAUGCCAUCGGAUAGCUAGGCUAGGGCUUGACCAUAACCUGGAGGAGGAAGAAGAAGAGUUGAGGCUAUCUACUCAGGCUCGUGACAGGGCAGCUGAUCCUAGCAGUAGUGGUGAAACAAACAGCAAGUACGUGGUUGAUAUAUUUGGACAAAAGCAUCCUGCAGUGGCGAAUGAAAUCUUUGAGUGCGUGAACUGUGGAAGGUCUAUAAUGGCUGGGAGGUUUGCUCCUCAUCUGGAAAAGUGCAUGGGAAAGGGUCGAAAUGCUCGCAUGAAGACCACAAGAAGUAGCACUGCUGCACAGAAUCGGUAUACGUGAAACCCAGUUUCUACAUACUCACCUUAUUCAAAUCCAACCAGUAAUACUGUAAGCCGGCUUCCAAACGGACCUUCUAGCAUUUUAGGCGAGGAGUAUGGUGACAGUGCUCUGAAAGAGCCAUGAAUAUUGCAAGGGAAUUGUAUAUUUUAACUAUUCUCAGGAAUGUUGUUGAAGAAUUUUAAUUAACCACAAGGUGAGCAAGUCUAUGAUAUAGCAUUACGAGUACAUGAACCAUUGAUUCUUAACUUUUUAAUGUUAACUUGAGUCAAGAAUCACUGACAUUGUUAGCA
Messenger RNA from Papaver somniferum (opium poppy), 1054 nucleotides. Its product is annotated as ataxin-7-like protein 3. The transcript has 4 exons. The coding region runs from base 351 to 764 and encodes 137 amino acids. The record is from RefSeq and is a predicted model, not a curated record. NCBI's taxonomy places the organism in Eukaryota, Viridiplantae, Streptophyta, Magnoliopsida, Ranunculales, Papaveraceae. Gene Ontology annotation, cellular component: DUBm complex; SAGA-type complex.